CAGACCCGAACUCAUCGAUUUGUACGCUCGCUGCGGUUAGAACCCGAGUCCAAUCCGAACGAUUGCGGUGUAGUCUUUCGCCUCAAUAAAAACGCAGUCUGAAGCGUUCCCCCCUCUUCGUCUACCUCCAAAUCCCUCGACCCCCGUUCCAGAUCUCGUACUCCUCCUUCGGAUCCCUUCGAAUUCCCUCACUAUCUUCGAUUCCCUGCCUGUUCUUCGAUCCAGAUCCAGGGUUCUUGCAAGAGGGGCGCCGAGAUGGAGAAAUCGUGCUCGAUCCUGGUCCACUUCGAUAAGGGCUCCCCGGCCAUGGCGAACGAGAUCAAGGAGGCCCUCGAGGGCAGCGACGUUGAGGCCAAGAUCGAUGCCAUGAAGAAGGCCGUCAUGCUCCUUGUCAACGGUGAGACGCUCCCGCAGAUCUUCAUCACCAUCGUCCGCUAUGUCCUCCCCUCCGACGACCACACCGUGCAGAAGUUGCUCCUCCUCUACCUGGAGAUCAUCGACAAGACCGACGCCCGCGGCCGCGUCCUCCCCGAGAUGAUCCUCAUAUGCCAGAACCUCCGCAACAACCUGCAGCACGCCAACGAGUACAUCCGCGGCGUCACCCUCCGGUUCCUCUGCCGCUUGUCCGAGCCAGAGAUCCUGGAGCCGCUUGUCCCAUCCGUCCUCGCCAAUCUCGAGCACCGCCACCCCUUCGUCCGCCGCCACGCCCUCCUCGCCGUCGCAGCCAUCCACCGCCUCCCCGGCCAGGCCGGUGAGCAGCUCCUUCCCGACGCCUCCGAGCUCGUCGAGAAGGUUCUCGCCUCCGAGCAGGACCCCUCCGCACGCCGCAACGCCUUCCUCAUGCUUGCCACCUGCGCCCAGACGCGCGCCGUUGUGCACCUCCUCUCACAGGCCGACCACGUCCCCGAGUGGGGCGAACUCCUCCAAAUGGCCGCCCUCGACCUCAUCCGCAAGGUCUGCCGCUCCAACCCUUCCGAGAAGGGCAAGUACAUCAAGAUCAUCAUCUCCCUUCUCAAUUCCCCGUCUGCUGCGGUCGUCUAUGAGAGUGCCGGGACGCUUGUCUCAUUGUCAUCUGCCCCGACCGCCAUCCGUGCAGCUGCCAACACCUACUGCCAGCUCCUCGUCUCACAGAGUGACAACAAUGUGAAGCUCAUUGUGCUCGACCGUCUCAACGAGCUCAAGUUGUUGCACAGGGAGAUCAUGGUGGAGAUGAUCAUGGAUGUUCUUCGUGCGCUUUCAAGCCCAAAUCUUGACAUCAGGCGCAAGACUCUCGACAUUGCCCUCGAUCUGAUCACGUCCAGGAACGUUGAUGAGGUGGUGCUCAUGCUUAAGAAAGAGGUCGUCAAGACACAGAGCACUGAGCUUGAGAAGAAUGGGGAAUACCGGCAGAUGCUGGUGCAGGCUAUCCAUUUGUGUGCAAUCAAGUUCCCUGAGGUUGCUAGCACAGUUGUCCAUCUGCUGAUGGAUUUCCUCGGUGAUACCAAUGUGGCUUCUUCUAUUGAUGUGAUUCUCUUUGUCAGAGAGAUAAUUGAGGCCAACCCAAAGCUAAGGGUUUCCAUUAUCACCAGACUGCUCGACACAUUUUAUCAGAUCUGCACUGCGAGAGUUUGCUCGUGUGCUCUUUGGAUCAUUGGUGAGUAUUGCCUUUCGCUCUCUGAGGUGGAGAGUGGGAUCCAGACAAUUAAGCAGUUCCUUGGAGAUCUUCCCUUUUAUGUUGCCACUGAGGAUGGUGAAGCAGCAGAUGCUUCAAAGAAACCACAGCAGGUAUCAACUGCCACUCUUUCUUCUAGACGGCCUGUGGUUUUGGCAGAUGGGACCUAUGCAACGCAAAGUGCUGCCUCUGAAACUGCUUUGUCUGCUCCAAUGGUUCUUCCUGGAUCUUUGGCUUCAUCAUUAAAUUUGAGGUCAUUGAUUCUGUCUGGUGACUUCUUUGUGGGGGCAGUUGUUGCUUGCACCUUGACUAAGCUGGUUUUGAGAUUGGAACAGGUUCAGCCGUCAAAGGCUGAAGCAAACAAAGCAUGCAGUGGGGCCUUGCUGAUCAUGACUUCCAUGUUGCAGUUGGGACAAUCUUCAUUUUUUCCACAGCCGAUUGAUAAUGAUUCUCAUGACAGGAUUGUCCUAUGCAUAAGAUUGCUCUGCAACACUGGUGAUGAGGUUAGGAAAAUAUGGUUGCAGUCAUGCCGCCAGAGUUUUGCAAAGAUGCUUGCAGAGAAGCAAUUUCGAGAGGCUGAGGAGAUUAAAGCUAAGGCACAGAUUUCCCAUGCACAACCUGAUGAUCUUAUUGAUUUCUACCAUUUGAAGAAUAGAAAGGGUAUGAGCCAGCUUGAGUUGGAGGAUGAGGUUCAAGAUGAUCUGAAACGUGCAACUGGCGAAUUUAUGAGGGAUGGAGAUGAUGCAAAUAAGUUGAAUCGAAUUCUUCAACUCACUGGAUUCAGUGAUCCUGUGUAUGCUGAGGCAUUUGUCACAGUUCAUCAUUAUGACAUAGUUCUAGACGUCACAGUGAUUAACCGAACAAAGGAAACACUUCAGAACCUGUGUUUGGAAUUAGCAACCAUGGGAGACCUCAAACUUGUUGACCGACCACAGAACUAUACUCUCGCUCCAGAAUCAAGCAAACAAAUACGAGCUAAUAUAAAAGUCUCCUCAACAGAAACUGGUGUGAUAUUUGGUAAUAUUGUAUAUGAAACUUCAAAUGUGCUCGAGAGAACUGUUGUUGUCCUCAAUGAUAUUCACAUUGAUAUCAUGGACUACAUAUCUCCUGCUACCUGUGCUGAUGUGACAUUUAGGAAUAUGUGGGCAGAAUUUGAGUGGGAAAAUAAGGUUGCGGUGAAUUCUUUAAUACAGGAUGAGAAGGAAUUUUUGAAUCACAUUAUCAAGUCAACAAACAUGAAGUGCCUCACACCACCCUCUGCGCUGGAUGGGGAGUGUGGGUUUCUUGCUGCUAACCUCUACGCAAAGAGUGUCUUUGGAGAGGAUGCUUUGGUCAAUAUAAGUGUUGAGAAGCAGACUGAUGGGAAGCUGAGUGGUUAUAUUAGGAUAAGGAGCAAGACACAAGGAAUUGCUCUCAGUUUAGGAGACAAGAUCACUCUCAAACAGAAGGGUGGAAAUUAGGGACAAUUACAUCCAUCAUCUUCAAUCCAAGACUUGCAACUGCAAUUUUUCCUAGACGAUGUUGCUGGUUCUUCCAGUGUGCUGUUCCAAGCCAGUUAUAGUGUAAUCAGGGCCAGCACUUGCGUUGGUGCUAGUUUUUAGUGCAUGGAUCCGGGAAUUUGGUCCUGCGCUUUAUGCAAAAGCUUCCAAUUUUUUCUCCUCUAUUUAUUGUUUUCCUUCAGUGACCGAAAAUGGUAUAUUGACUAUUCAUCAUUUGUCAAUUUUUUCUACAUAAUUCUAUUUUUUUCCUACA
Musa acuminata subsp. malaccensis (wild Malaysian banana) is the source of this 3403-nucleotide messenger RNA. RefSeq names its product coatomer subunit beta-1. NCBI's taxonomy places the organism in Eukaryota, Viridiplantae, Streptophyta, Magnoliopsida, Zingiberales, Musaceae. Gene Ontology annotation, molecular function: structural molecule activity. Gene Ontology annotation, cellular component: COPI vesicle coat; cytoplasm. Gene Ontology annotation, biological process: intra-Golgi vesicle-mediated transport; endoplasmic reticulum to Golgi vesicle-mediated transport; intracellular protein transport. The record is from RefSeq and is a predicted model, not a curated record.